UCUUCAACGCAUCCAGGAGAUUGAUCACUAUGCUAAUGAACUGUUUCGGAAGACUCUGCGUUAUUGAAUCCGUGUGUAAGAUAUAUCGCAUUGGUAAUCGACAGGGUGGAAGCAUUCUACACGAGGGAAGCGUAUAUUUCGUUCUAUCCCGACCCGUCGACGCUUCGGCAAAAAGUCGUUUAUACAGAAUCUAUAGAAUUGCACUUUAGUCGCAAUUUCUUUCGUCCCAAUUAGCGUGCCUUUCUAUUUUAAUACGUCCUAGAUAAAAAUUAACAUAGAUUUCAAUCAAAUAUUGAGUUGGCAACUAAAUAAUUGCGGAGUGUAUCAAUAGACUUCUUAUUUAAAAUCCGCAAUCACUUAGUUGCCAACCCGAUAUAUCUAGAGCUAGGUAACGGAGUAUGUAAUUCGUGAAGGGAGAGGAACAGGUACAGUUAUCCUAUACCCGUUCACCUUUGGCGAAGCGUCGGUCGGGUCGUAAUCAGUUUAAUGUACAACGUGUCUCGUGAUUGCUUAGCUUAAGUACUGACCUCGGAAGCGUUUUUAGCCAUAACAGCAACCUGAUCGGGGUCUCUGCCCUGUCCUAGAAACGCGCCCAGCACCGCGGUCAAAAUGCCCUAAACAACCGACACCAGCCGUGUGCUCUAAUUUGUAUGUUUUUUCUUUUCACGCUCUCUGUACUCGUUUAUUUACAAGGAGGGUGGAUAGGUGUUUGAAUGGAUUCCGGGAGCUAUCCGACGUCGCUAUCCGAAAAGACAACUUCGUGACGCGACGUCCUGUUAUCACCUACGUCGACGGGUUUCGAGAACGAAAGGGAAUCGGUGAAUCUACGUCGAAUAUGGGGAAAUUAAAUCGUUUAGAAAACCAUGAAGAUUGUUAACGUGAUCAGUGUCCUCUUCCUUAAUUGCAAUACCAGACCAUGAGGUUCGUUAACAGAAGUAACAGCUCGUGUCGCUCAGUUUUCUCUUUUAGUAUGAAAAAGAAUAUUUCACAAAAGACGUCUGAAUAGAAUUAAUACAAUAAAAUUAAUAAUAUAUAACGCGAUGAAAAAUAAUUGGAUUCAUUUCGGGAAGGGUUGACACGAACUCCGCUGAAAUAUUCACGGGAUUCUUAACCGGUACAUACAUGAUACGUGAGAGGAAGACGAGUAUAACUGUUCGUUUUCCGUUACAUGCUCAGCGAUGUACAGUCUACUGCGUAGGUGUGCCACUAACAGCUAAUCAGCUUAUUCAAAUGUACAGCGUGUCGUAUGUGUGCGCGCGUGGGUCCGUGGUGACCCUACAGGAUCGGAGAUCCGUCGGAACGGUCCCAUGGUAGAUAAUCGAUCGAGAAUCGUAAUUAAUUAGAAAAGGGAAAUGCUCGUGUUCCAUCCAGUGUGGCUAUCACCAUGGAAUAAUUCCGACGAGCCCGCGAUGCAUGACCCAGAUCGCGGAUCCCGCGGUACAGUCAGUUCGGCUUGCGCCUGCUUGCUUUCGUUACGCGACCCGAAUCGAGAUGAAAGUCGUGGUGGGGAACUCGUGGUCGUUCCUCUUAACCGAUUGCUUUCUAAAUUCGUUAGCGCGGUGUAUAAAUUCUUUUAUGACACGCUUAUCACCGGUAAUAUAAAAAUACCGAAUGAUCAUCAGGAACAAUAUAACGUUGAAAUGAAUUGAAUAGUAGUAUCGUGAACCGAGCGAGGGUGUUCAUAAUCGAAAAUAAAAGCAUUGAAAACGAUUGUUCUGUGAAACAGGCAAAGUCUCGAAGCGGAAAUGACCGUAAUUUGUGGUGAAGUCGGUGGAAGAGGUAUAGCGAGAUCGUAAAAUUCAGUCUGUCAUACAAAUUAUUAUUGGAUUUAGCUUUCAAGGGCCAAGGUAAGUAAAUUUAUUUGGUACCCUUGUGAAUGACGAAAAUUAAAGAAAUUUUGUUCUAAAAUUAUUCUGUUCUCCAGUAAUGAGUGUUUUCAUGUCUGAUAACUAAGCGACAGAUAGCGAUCACCAAUUUUUCUGACUAGUUUUAAGACCUCGCUGCACCUCUUCCGCUGUACAAGAAUUCGUACGUCGAGAAGCUUACCUGCAUGGGGCUGCUCUGAUUGUCGACUUUGUCGAUGCCGUCGACGGACUGCUGAGGACCACCCAAGAUUGCGGUGAGCACCCUGAGCCCGACGGACAGGAGGUUCGACCAAGGGCUGGCCGGUGCACCGUCGUCGAUCUCGUUCUUGCUCGGUCCCGUGAUGCCACCCGUUUGUCCCAGAAGCAUUUGCAUCAACAUGCUCAGCAUGUUCGACCACGAGAACCCGGUACUGCCACCCUCCUGCGCGGGACAAUAGAAUAGCUCAUCGAUCUCAGAGUUCGAGGUAGAAAAUCCUAAGCGUCGUGGAACGGCUAGAAUCGAGGGAACGACGCGAGUAGAUCGUGGCCGAGUUUACCUGAAUUUGAUUGGUGCUGAUGUCGUCCAGAUCGUCGAGGGCGACCUUCUUCAUGGCGUUCGGCUUCUCAGCGAACUUCCUCUCGUCCCUUACCUGGGGCUGAUACUGUUGCGGAUACUGAGGAUGCUGCGGCAGGCUCGCUGCUUGCCCGAGGACAAGCCCCACCAAGCAAAGGGCUACGUAUUGAUGAUAAUUCAUUCUGCAACCGAGACCGCAAAUCUACAAACCUGAUUUUCAGAGAAGACGACGUGCGAAUUCGAACGCGACGGGAAAGCUAUGAGUAAGCGUGAAAGGGGUUGAUGCAACGCUCUCCCCGUCGACGAGUGACUCAAAAGAGAAAACAAGAACGAAGGAGAAUCCGGAUCCGAACACGGUUCCGGGAGAAAAUCGUCAGAGAUCGAGUCACACUCCCAAUACCUCGCAGCUUCCGUCCCACGAGCUGAUCCGCGCUCUCUCGACUCGUCUAUUUACGAUCAACGCUAGGAUUUUGGAAAUCAAAUGUACGAAGGUGCAAAUAAUUUUCUUAUUCUUUCAGAGAGAUUCGCGAAACGUCGUACGCGUCGGCAGUGGCAGGAAGCGGUACCGUAAACUCGAUAGAAGGCCGUACUUAAGCAAGUAUCGGUGGCCUUGAUCUUGAAGACGAGGAACGGCACUUGCAGGAAAAGGUGAGCGAUCGCUUCGCGCGCGGAACGAAUAAAGCGGAAUGAAGCGGUGGAAAGGAUCCGACGUCGCGGUGAGCGGGCAGGAAAAGUGUGUCAGAGCGGUUAAGGUCAACCUGGCAGCACCGAGUAGCCCACUUCUCCGAUCGGAGCUACCGGUUUGUUCAACCUGGCGUGUACCGUUACGUGGAAACGCGGUCGUGACCUACUCGACCAACCUGACUCGCGUUGAAAAAAAGAUGAAACGAGAAAAACGAAGAGAAAGAGCGGAAGAAAGCCUCGAACGAAUUUAGAUUCAAUACCUGCGGGCGUUCGGUGAACAGGUGAACGAGUUCAUUAAGAGCGAUUGCGAUGGGACGAUUGUUUAUUGAGGAACGUAAAAGAUUUUUAAUUGACAUAUCGAAUGGACAUCGAGUGAACCUACUAUGCCUGUCCGACACGGUGCCUAGCCGCUGGAAAUGGUCGCGAAUCAUUUCUAAUUGUACCCGACACCUGCAAAAGGAAUCUUCUACCUGCUCUCGUAUCGGCUCGCACGUCUCACCGUUAUCCCUGACCGGUCCCGACACUAAAUGUUCAAAGCCCGACCCAGCGAGAAAGGUAUAACGCGAUCUGUCAAACGUAAAAUUUUCUAAACGAAACGACGGAUUGUACUUUUAUCUUUGAUAUUACAUUCCUCUGACCCUAAGUAAUAAUAGUACAAAAGAAAAAAGACGAACUCGGAACCAUUAAAAAAUCAGAGAAAAUCGUAGAACGUCCUCGCGUUACUCACGCGUUCGGCGGGUAACGGAAAGAUUCGUAUGAACUCGGGGCAGAUUAAUAAUAAUACCGCUUCGCUUCGACUCGCUUAGGUGAACUGUACUGUGGUGUACUCACUCGGUUACUUUCAGGCAGACUUCCUUGACACUGACUCUCAGUUCUGAAGAUGAAAUUCCACGCGGGGUCUUCUAUAUAGGUUGCGAUCUCACGUGGGGGGUAGACCGUACGGCCAAUGACCACGCACCUUUGGCUUUAUUUUCAAUGGAACUGACCAAUCUUCUACCGAUCCCAUCUGUUCGCCGAUCCCGGAGGUCUACUUUUUGACGACGCUUUUCGACCAGCAUUUUACGGUUUCGACGUAACACGCGGCUUUUAUUUCGAUCGAACGAUCUUUCAGAAAGAUCCGCUUUUAUCCUUCGUAGAGCCAAAGAAUCGGUAGUUCUUAUUUAAAGGAAGAAAGAACGUAAUAAAUCUUUUUAUAUUUACGACAAGCAGAUCAGGGAAGUUCUCCCACGGACGUCAAUGUCAUGUGUCAAUGGCACAUAAUUCUGUAAAUUCCACGAAAUUGUACGCGACAUUCGUUGCGGUAAUUUUUUCGCCUGCUUACGGAAACGUUCUUAUAACAACAUUUCUUAUUUUAUCAGAUUCCUUCGAUGGCUAAUCAACGGGAGUAAAUUACAGCUAGGAGGGAAAUGAAAGAUGAAAGUCAUCGACCUUUCUUCAAAUUAUUUAUUUUACUUAUUGAAUCGUCAGAGGAGUGCCGAAUCAAAAUGGAACGAUGGUGCUACAUCGUCGUUUUUGUACCAAAGAUACAAUUUGAAAAUGAUUUACAGAUUGUGGAUGUGUAAAUCAAAGGAAACCGAGUAUCGUUGGAUCAUCGCAUGGAGUCAUUCAAGUGUUCACGGCCCGAGGCUUUCCUUUUCUUCUUCAAGGCCCACGUUGCGUGCAACCCUCCUAGGCGAUCGCAAUUCAUCAUAACUGUUUCAGUAGCGGGAUGCUGGAGUCGAGUCUUCUUAUUAGGAGGAUCUCGCUAAUCGUCGGCUAUAGAAAUGACCUACACUCCCCGUGGUACAUAGAUCAAGUCUUAAAACGUACAUUCACCUGCACCUGAUUUCAAAGAAGAUUAAAGUUCUUUAAUAGGGAAACGUGAUCCAUUGACCACUCAUAGAUUUUAAUAGACCGUCAAACAUUAAAAAAUUGCAAUGAAACGAAGAAACAAGGAAGGGAUGGUUACUGAGAUUUAAUGAGAAUUCAAGUAGUGCAAGAGCGAUUAAUAAUUUGUUUCACGAUCGGAAUAUACCGAUAGAUAUUCAUGCACGUUUCAAACCGAAGGAAUCAUGCAUCAUAGAUAGAUGGUAACGUAACGGGACCGGCGAACGACCUUCGUGGAGGUGAACCAAUUCUAUGCUGGAUGUAACCCAGUCCCUUUCUCCCUUUCUGCUUCCUUUCAUUAAUUAAUUCAACAGAAAUAUCAUGCUAUUACUCAUUAUUAGCUUUGACAGUGAGAAAGUUACGCCUCCUUGCGAAAUAUCUAGCGACGAAGUCGAAUCGCAGAUAUUUCUACUUUUUGACCGGAUCCUCCUUUUACGCGGAUCGCAAGAUAUUUUUACGAAGUGAGUGUAAAGGACCGUUGAAAGAACGCGAUGCGUCUCGUAACGGGAAAUGUUUGAUCGUUCGUUAGCAAGUGGUUUAGAGUUCGUUGGAACGGGAAUUCUUAACGAACACACGCUAACGCCGUUUGCUACGAAGAGGUAUCUCUCGUUUAACAAGUUUCUAGGCUACGCCUUGUACGCUCGUAUGCAUGUACUCUCCUCCGAGGUGGCUCGUCCGAGCGAGCGGCCGCGCGUUCGCUCAUCCCGAACGAGCUUGGAGAAAUGAUCGUUCGCUAUGUUCCGGCAUGUUACGUAUAAUAAGACCGUACAGAAUAAGAGAUCGGGGCCCGCUAUUAGACCUCUGCCACUGACACAGAAAUUCAAUUGCAUACCAACGACCGCGAACCGCUCCUUCUCUUAUUUUCAUUCGUUUCAGGCUCGUAACGAAGCUCUGUAUAAAUUGAGAUUUGUAUGAGCGUAUAAACUAUUCUAGAGAACAUUUUCUUUUGUCUAAAACAUUAUUCAAAAGUUUUUACAAUAAAUAAUUGUAUUUAUUAAUUAAUUAUUGACGCUAGCAACAAAUUUUUAAGCAUAGGUUGUAGGCACGACAUAUCUGCAUCUUAGAUGGAUCCUUUUUGACGUCUCUCAAAUUUCGUACGAUUCCAAACAACAGAAACGAAUUCUGUUUAUCAAACCCGCGAAUAUAUCUUAAUGAAACUUGAUAGACGAUUUCAAAAUUAAAAUCGACCCUUUCACAUGCGCACCGACGAGAUAUUUCCUCUCUGGUAUUGCUUUUGAAUUGCAUGUAGUCAUCGCAUCGCGAUUCUGAACUCCAACCUCAAUCUCAAGACCGCACAGCAUACAGUUCGUGACAGGGUGACAGGCAGUUUUCAGUGUUGUGCAAAUUGAUUUUCAACAAGGCAGCGAAACGUACUUGUUAAAAUGGAGUGUUUGAUCGGGAUACAAUUUAAGGACUUUGUAUUAGUCGCGGCUGAUAUGACCACGGCUCAAUCUAUCAUGGUUAUGAAGAACGAUGAAGAGAAAAUCUACAAAAUGUCUGAUAAACUCGUUAUGGCUGUGUCUGGUGAAUCCGGAGAUACUACACACUUCUCAGAAUACAUUGGGAAGAAUAUACAGCUUUACAAAAUGAGGAAUGGCUAUGAAUUAUCUCCUAAGGCAGCUGCCUUGUUCACUAGAAAGAACUUGGCAGAUUACCUUAGGAGUAGAACUCCUUACUUUGUCAAUUUGUUGAUAGCUGGGUACGACGAUAACACUGGACCAGAAUUAUAUUUCAUUGAUUAUCUGGCAUCCUGUGUCAGAGUGCCUUAUGCUGCUCAUGGCUAUGGGGGUUUCUUCACCCUUUCUAUUUUGGACAGAUAUCAUAAACAUGAUUCAACAGAAGAAGAGGCAUACAUUCUAAUGAAGAAAUGCGUUAGAGAAAUACAAAAGAGGUUGAUAGUUAAUCUUCCGAAUUUCAAGGUACAAAAGAUAUCUAAAGAAGGUAUAAAAAAUCUCGAACCUAUCACAGCCAAGAACUUGGCAAUAGAAGACGCGGAUAAAGUAUAAACUACCCAUUUUUAUUCAUUUUAUUAUAUCAUUUGCAAUGUAAGAAAUAAAAGUAUUGAAAAACGA
Messenger RNA from Ceratina calcarata, 7040 nucleotides. RefSeq names its product proteasome subunit beta type-2. Gene Ontology annotation, cellular component: proteasome core complex; cytoplasm; nucleus. The transcript has 3 exons. The record is from RefSeq and is a predicted model, not a curated record. Gene Ontology annotation, biological process: proteasomal protein catabolic process. Lineage: Eukaryota; Metazoa; Arthropoda; Insecta; Hymenoptera; Apidae. Bases 6351 to 6974 code for a protein of 207 amino acids.